AUGUCAGGACCACUAGUGCUGAUCACUGGCAUCACCGGCUUCGUCGCCGUUCACGUGCUCGAUGCUGUGCUCGCUUCUCCGCAAAACUACCGCGUGAGGGGAACGCUCCGGUCCCUCUCGAAGAGCGACGAGGUGCUUGAGCGCUUGAGCCCUCGAGAUCGUGCUCGUGUAGAGUUCGUCCACGUCGCAGACACAGCCACGUCGGACCUGAGGCUAGCUGUGCGAGGGGUGGAUCUGGUCCUGCACGUGGCUUCGCCCUUCCAAGUUCAGAUCAACGACCCAGAGACGGAUCUGCUGAUCCCGGCGCUCGAGGGCACACUCAACCUGCUGCGAUUCGCGAAGGAAGAAGGCAAGAUCAAGAAGAUCGUGAUCACAUCAUCGUUCGCGGCUGUGUCCGACCCCAUAGCCGGUGACAUCAAGCGUCCUGGCUACGUGUACACCGACAAGGAUUGGAAUCCGACGACGUACGAGGAGGCAAAGACCGCGACCGGGCCCGGCGCAAGUGUCCUUGCCUACUAUGCUUCCAAGAAGGUCGCCGAGAAAGCCGCGUACGACUUUGUAGCUCGCGAAAAGCCGGCGUUCGAAGUUGCCUCUAUCAAUCCGCCCAUGAUCUACGGGCCGACUUUGCAGCCGAGAGUGACUCGAAAGAGUCUGAAUCUGUCGAGCGCGAUCAUGUACGGCCUGAUCUCUGGCCUGGACGAGAUGCCGUCUGACGAUCUGCCUCUUUUUUGCGAUGUGCGGGACGUCGCUCUGGCUCACGUCCGAGCCGUCGAGAAGGACGGCGCGAUGGGGGAGAGGUACCUCCUUUGUGGCGGCAAAUUCUCCUGGGCACAGGCUGCUGAAUUGCUUGCCGAGAAGCGGCCCGAAUUGCGUGCUCUUUUGCCGAAAGGCUGGCAACAGGCCCCCUCUAUCGACCUCGACGGCAGCUUUGCGAGCAUGGACACCAGUAGGGCACGAGAGAAGCUGGGCAUCGCCUUCCGAGGGUGGCAGACGACGCUGUUGGACAGCGUCGAUUCUCUCCUCGAGCUUGAAAAGCUGCCAUCGUGGAACAAGUAA
Moesziomyces aphidis is the source of this 1056-nucleotide messenger RNA. The record is from the annotation of a GenBank genome assembly. Lineage: Eukaryota; Fungi; Basidiomycota; Ustilaginomycetes; Ustilaginales; Ustilaginaceae.